AUGCCUAUCCAACUCAGCAAAGCCAUCACUUUGGUAUGGUUUUACGGCGAGACAGUGUGCAAAAUCGUAAAUUAUAUACAGGGUGUCGCCGUAGCAGCAAGUGUUUUCACCUUGACAGCGAUGUCAGUAGAUCGUUGGCUAUCUAUCGCUCCUGAGCCUCGUCUCAGGCCUCCAGGAAGAAAGCAGGCCUUGAUGCUGCUAGCGUUACUAUGGAUAGCAGCACUUCUCAUCUUCAUACCACUCCUUAUAGUGGCAUCUGUGAGAAAGGAGUCUGUCCCUAUUAUCUCUAAGGCUUAUAAGAAUAUUUCGAUAGAAACAAGAGAUGUACAUUUUUGUACAGAGGAAUGGCCGAGUCAAGAGACACGCAAGCAAUUCGGCACUUUUAGUUUUACCUUAGUUUAUGCAAUACCUGGAUCAAUCACAAUCCUGUCGUACGCUUGCAUGGGCAGGACGCUGUGUUCUGUGCGACCGCCUUUCGACAUCGACGAAGGAAACGUUAGCAUGCAACAGGGUCUAAGACUGAUGAAGGAAAGGAAGAGAGUGGCGUGGAUACUACUUCUGCUGGCGGUACUGUUCGCUUUGUGUUGGAUGCCGUAUAAUAUCAUGCAAUUACUACUUGACAUUAACGCCGUCAAUCCCAAGGACUUGAGCAUGUAUCUACCAUACGCUCUAUUUGUAGGUCACGCCAAUUCAGCCAUCAACCCGAUCGUUUACUGUCUCAUGACGAGAAACUUCCAGCGUUCAGUACACAAGCUGCUGUGUGGACGAGCGAUGUGUCAACAGACCAAGUUCACGGUGAGUCGAAAUCUAAAUUAUGAAAAUUGU
Molecule: messenger RNA, 825 nt
Organism: Brenthis ino (lesser marbled fritillary)
Lineage: Eukaryota; Metazoa; Arthropoda; Insecta; Lepidoptera; Nymphalidae
Source: the annotation of a GenBank genome assembly